Labrus mixtus (cuckoo wrasse) is the source of this 2848-nucleotide messenger RNA. RefSeq names its product gap junction protein gamma 4b (gene gjc4b). Gene Ontology annotation, biological process: cell communication. The record is from RefSeq and is a predicted model, not a curated record. NCBI's taxonomy places the organism in Eukaryota, Metazoa, Chordata, Actinopteri, Labriformes, Labridae. Gene Ontology annotation, cellular component: connexin complex. The coding region runs from base 223 to 1380 and encodes 385 amino acids. The transcript has 3 exons.
CCUCAUCCCGCAGUACAACGCACAACUGGAGAAGGAAAGAGGCUUCCUCGUUGGAGAGAGGACAACCUGGAUGGCUUGAUAUAAGAGCGGGAGAGCUUUCUGUAGAUCAGGAGAACACGAAGGAAAAAGCAACUUCAGGGGAGCCGCUGUGAGACAAAAAAGAGGAGCUAAAAAAAAUCACAGCUGAAGGUUUGAGAGGCUCCCGCCACACCCAGAGGCAAAAUGAGCUGGAGCUUCCUCACACGUCUUCUGGAUGAGAUUUCCAACCACUCCACCUUUGUGGGCAAAAUCUGGCUCACUCUCCUCAUCGUCUUCCGCAUCGUACUGACAGCCGUCGGGGGCGAAUCCAUCUACUACGAUGAACAGAGUAAAUUUGUGUGCAACACGAAUCAACCCGGUUGUGAGAAUGUGUGCUACGAUGCUUUUGCACCGCUGUCACACAUACGCUUCUGGGUGUUUCAGGUGAUUAUGAUCACCACCCCUACCAUCAUGUACCUCGGCUUCGCUAUGCAUAAAAUUGCCCGCAUGGACGACGAUGACUACCGACCUCAGAGGAAGAGGAUGCCCAUAGUUAGCCGCGGAGCUAACCGGGAUUACGAAGAAGCGGAGGAUAACGGGGAGGAGGACCCCAUGAUCCUGGAGGAGAUUGAGCCAGACAAAGAAAAAGAAGUUGCAGCGAAGCCCAGCAAAAAGCAUGAUGGACGCCGUCGGAUCAAGCGCGAUGGCCUUAUGAAGGUCUAUGUGUUUCAGCUGUUUUCUCGAGCCAUCUUUGAGGCCUCCUUCCUGUUUGGACAGUAUGUCCUGUACGGGCUUGAAGUGGUACCGUCGUAUGUGUGCACGCGCUCUCCCUGCCCGCACACAGUUGACUGCUUUGUGUCCCGUCCUACCGAGAAAACCAUCUUCCUUCUCAUCAUGUACGGCGUCAGCGCCCUGUGUCUUCUCUUCACCAUGUUGGAGAUCCUUCACCUCGGCUUCAGCGGUAUUCGGGACUGCUUUUGCGCGCCACGACCCAGACCACAAACCCCCCGUCACGCCGCUCCGGCCAGCCAGAGGUCGUCCAUCUGCCGCCAGCCCUCUGCUCCUCCCGGCUACCACACGGCAGUGAAGAAGGACCCGUCGGGGAAAAUCAGCUUCAGGGACAACCUGGGAGACUCGGGCCGCGAGUCUUUUGGUGACGAGGCGUCAUCUCGGGAGCUGGAGAGGCUGAGGAGACAUCUAAAACUGGCCCAGCAGCACCUGGACCUGGCUUAUCAGAAUGAGGAGAGCAGCCCGUCACGCAGCAGCAGCCCAGAGUCCAACGGUACUGCAGCAGAGCAGAACAGACUAAACUUUGCUCAGGAGAAGCAGAGCAGUACAUGUGAGAAAGGUCUCCGUGCAUAGGCCACAAUCCAGCCAAAAUGACCCUAUCAAUGUUAAUGUACACCAGGAGCAGUGAGUGGACAAAAAGGGAAUCGAAGUGAGUGUGUCUGUGUGUGAUUUGAACUUGCUUGAGGUGGAUGAAGUCAGCCCAAGCCGUCCAGUGUUACGAUCAGCCGAGGUCGAGCAAAGAAUCAAACGAGGAGGAGGAGGAGGAGAGUGGUCGUCUCAUCCGAGCAAUACUUGAGACCCCAGGCUGUCUGAAGAUCCAAAGUGCUUAACAAACUACCGUCAUGCAGCAGGAGCGGUUAAGGUUCACCUGUGCUUCUCCCUCAGGGCAGCUAUACUUUCUCUUUUUUUUUUUUUUUGUACAAAUAUUUUUUUAUUACGAGACGUAGAACUAUUAGUUGUUUUUACAAGGUUUUCCUCUUGUGGAAGUUUGCAGUGAGAGCAUCUCAAGUUUGCCUUAGACCUAAACUGGAAGUUUUUUUGUUAUUUUUUUUUUUAAUGGCAUUCUAUCUCAAGGUACGGCCAAGCCAGUUGUAGAGCAAAACGUGUUUAAACUGUAAAGAAUCUUGAGAGAAAGUGUAUCAGUGAGUGAAAUGCAAACGAAUGGUUAAUGGACAAGGCACCGUUCAUAAAAGAGAGGUACUGGAGUUGUUGUCAUGUUGAAGACUUCUUGAGGUGUUGAUUUUCAUACAAAGGCUUCUUUCAAAUAUGCGACAUGAUUUUUUUAUUUUUUGGAUUAUAGUUCUAAAAAUGUUGGCACCGCACCAGUCAACAUUCCCAAGCCCGGUGCCUCGACGGUAACUGGAACACACUUGGGGUGCCUUUGUCCAAAGGAAUAAACAAAACCUGGGUAAUGCUUGAAAAACAUGUAACUCUUGAUAUUGAUAUUGUAUUGUUUCAACGUGUAUUUGAUACUGUUCUUUAUUUUUGUAUUAGUUUUGUGCUAUUGAAAAGAGGCUCUUGUCAUUGUGGCUUUUUCUUUAUUCCCAAAAGAACGACUUUCACUGCUGUCUUAGUUUAGAUUCAAUCCACAGCCUGGUCAACUCUGGAAAAGAUUCGGUACAAUUUGUAGUUCAACUGCAACACUUUUUUCUCAAUAUUCAGCUUUAUUUAUCAUUCACAUACUUUACAGGUUAUGUUCCAUUGUACUGUUAAAGUGAAUCUGUUUGUUAAUCGAGGGACAGUGCUGUUUGUCAUCUUCUAUGUCUUAAAGUGCUGAUUUGUGGAUCGGUGUCAUCACUGCUCCUGAAUCUCUUAAAGAGUUGUAAAUGAUCCAAUCAUUUCAAUGUGAAUUCAAUGCCUUGAAUGCGCUCUUCUAAGCCGCCAUCUUUUUGUAUUUCUGAAUCAUACCCACAGUGCCAUUAGUACAAACUCAAAUAUCUUCAUCUCAAGUUAUUUUUCAACGAUGCUUUUUUGUACUUUUUAUACUUUUUGUAUUGAUAGUACUUUGUGGUUAGUUUUUACAAUAAAUUUUUUAAACAAA